Nicotiana tabacum (common tobacco) is the source of this 1164-nucleotide messenger RNA. The record is from RefSeq and is a predicted model, not a curated record. NCBI's taxonomy places the organism in Eukaryota, Viridiplantae, Streptophyta, Magnoliopsida, Solanales, Solanaceae.
UUAAAGGAUUUGUUGGAGCAGUUGAAUAGUGAUGUUUCUUCGCCGAGUUGUAUCAACAACAAGAAGGACGCGAAUUUUGUCAAAUUUGAGUAUGUUGUGGACAUGUUCAUGGUUGAACCUUCUUCGGAAUGGAACAAUCAUGUAGACAAUGUCAUUAAAAAAACUAAGCUCUUGAAGGAAAUUCUUGAAUUUGCACAUAUCGAUCUUCGUGGAAAAUUAGGAUGUCCCAAGCGUUGGAGUUGGACAAAUAAAUGGGGGACGAAAAGGACGCUUUNUAUCCCAUGUCCUUUUCGGCAACCUGGCUCUUCCAAAGAUAAAAUUAUUGGGAAGAAUUUUCAGGAGAAGAGGAUGCAGACGGAGGUGGUGGCAUCUCCUUCGUUUUCAGCUGCUGGUCAGCAAAAACAUGCCAAAUUAGACAAUUUCCUUGAAGUUCCCCCAAUUUCAUCAUAUUGUCUCCCCUAUAUGCAGUGUUCUUGCACUCUUGAGUUUGAUGGGGCUUCAAAGGGGAAUCCUGGACUAGCUGGUGCCGGGGCUGUUCUACAUGCUGGUGAUGGAAGUAUGGUUUUCCGGUUGCGUGAAGGUGUGGGUGUUGCAACUAACAAUGUUGCUGAAUACAGAGGCCUAAUCUUAGGGCUAAAAUAUGCUAUUGAGAAAGGUUUCAAACAUAUUAAAGUUCAGGGCGACUCAAAACUUGUCUGCAUGCAGACUCAGGGAAUCUGGAAAUGUAAGAACCAGAACAUGGCUGAGCUAUCCAAGAUCGUCAAAGAGCUUAAAGAUCAGUUUAUAUCAUUCCAGAUCAACCAUAUAUUAAGAGAAGGCAAUACUGAAGCUGAUGCCCAGGCAAAUUUAGCUGUGUAUCUCAAGAAUGGUGAAAUUCAAGUGGAAUGUGACAUGAAAUAACUUAUAAUAAUGUGAAGUUACCGACUACCUCAAUUAUUGGGAUUUUGGGUAGGAUGAAUGACCCCUAAAGACGAGUAAUGGGCUCUCUGUGGUCUCAAACUGCGUCUUGUUCCUUGUAGAUAUAUGAUCUGAAUUAUGUGCAUGUAACCUAAUUAUGCAUCUGGACUAGUGCAGCUUGUGUUUAGGGUGUACUCGAAUAAACUAUUCUCUGGUUUCAGGUGCAAUGAAAAUUAGUAGGUCUAAUUGAGUUUUGAGAAUGUGAAA